AUGAAAACGCGAUUUAAAUACGUUGAAAUUUUGUUGGUGCUAUUUCUUCUAGAAGUGACUCGGGCUGCAGAAUUGCCGACGAUCAGCAAGGCAAGGAAUAUUUUAAAAUUUAUGAAUCCCGCCGCGGAUCCCUGUAGUAAUUUCUAUGAAUUUACAUGUGGAAAUUUUCCACGUAUCUAUCCCGCCAUAUUGAGUCAACAAGCGGAAACCAGUGUUUUGGGAAUAAUGCAAUCAGAUUUGGAACAUAUCAUGUUCUCCGUAUUGAAUAGCCCCAAUAUGACCAUGGACACAAUUAGUCAUGGCAAGGUGAAAGAUUUUUAUAAUUCCUGUUUGAAUCUACGACACUCGGGAUGGCUUUAUAUGGCCAAGUUAAAGGAAAUUAUUGCAGAAUUUGGACAAAUGCCGGCACUGAGUGAAAAUUGGUCGGAUGAGGACUUCAAUUGGUUACAAGUUGUGGCAGAGAUUUCCAAAAAAUACGAUUUACAAAUAAUUAUUGGCAAAUAUGUACGUCGAGAUCUCUAUGAUAAGCGACGUAACACCGUGUACUUCGAUUUACCCUCAUUUGGUUUGCCGAAGCCGGAAAUGUUCCUGAAUCCCGCAUAUAAGCUGCUACUCGAAGAAUAUCGUUUGGCAAUUGGCCAACAUUUGCGUAACUAUUUGGGGGUCAAUGAAAUAAUGGCCCAGAAAUUCUCGCAGGAAAUAUUGGGUUUUGAAGUUGCCCUGGCCAUGGGUACGGUAAAUGAAACCGGAAUAUUCACACAACCUUAUGAAUAUGUGGAUUAUUUGAAACGAGAAUAUCCGGAGGACUUGGAUUUAUUUAAAUAUUUAGAAAUAGCCUUGGAUGGUCCCUUACCCAAGGGAAAAAUUAUCGAUAACUGCCCAGUGUAUCACAAAAAUUUGUUGAAGAUAAUCCGACGUACCCCCAAACGGAUUAUGGCCAAUUAUAUUUUCUAUUCUCUGCUGAGGAAUUUUUUGUUGAGCCCCUUCCCCAACACCCUGGAAGAUUUACAGAAGGGCUGUGUAAGCCUAACACGAAAAUAUUUUGAAAAUAUACUCGACAAUAUGGUCUAUCGUCGGACCAAUGUCAAAGAUGCCGAACAGGCUGUCAUAAAUAUGGCUUAUGAUUUUAAAACGGUAAUGGAAUUAUCGCUGCGGCAAAAUACAUGGCUGUCGUCGAAGAUCCAGAGACGUAUUAAAGAUAAACUGAAAUCUUUAAAGGUUAUAAUAAAAUCCUAUGCAGAUCAGGACUUCUCUGCGGACUUCGAACAAUUUCUUAUCGAUGAAAAUGAUUUUUGUGGCAACCUAAAAUCGAUUUUUAUUCUCAGAGCCAUGGAAACGAAAUCGAAUUUGAAUAGCCCACCAAAAGCCAACUACAAUUCCCUCUCCACAUCCCUCCUACCCAAAUACCUAAAGGAAGAAAAUGCCCUUGUGGUACCGGUGGGUUUCUUACAGCCCCUUUUCUUCUGGCAUUCCAGCUAUCCCGCCUCCAUAAAAUUAAGUCAACUGGGCUUUUUCAUUGCCCAUGAAAUGAUGCAUGCCAUUGAUGCGGAGGGCAUCUUCUAUGAUCCCGAUGGCCAAUAUAGUUAUUGGAAUAAUGGUAAACUCCCCGAAGCAUUUACUAUGCGCAAAUAUUGCUAUUCCAAACAACACAGUGGUGGCAAUUAUAUUUUUGGUGGCAUAAAAAUCCCAGAAUUACAAUCGGAUUUGGAAAACAUGGCCGAUGCGGAUGGUUUACGUUGGGCCUUCAAAACCUUCACAAUGUGGUAUAAUAGUCCAUUACUGGCUAAUUUGAAUAUAUCAUCGGAGGUGCUUCCCAAUUUGGAUUAUCAAGAUCAUCAAUUGUUUUUCAUUAACUUUGCUCAACUUUGGUGUAAUGAUGUUAAUCCUCUGAUGACUGGCCUGCCCUUUGUACCCAAUGGCGAUUAUAUAUCGGGAAAUUUAAAAGUAAUGUCUGUACUAACGAAUGUCAAGGAAUUCUUUGAGACAUUCCAUUGUGAAAAGCCGAAGAAGCCGUUUGUAUGUGAAGUUUAUUAG
Messenger RNA from Musca vetustissima, 2034 nucleotides. Its product is annotated as neprilysin-1-like. The transcript has a single exon. Gene Ontology annotation, biological process: protein processing. The record is from RefSeq and is a predicted model, not a curated record. Gene Ontology annotation, cellular component: plasma membrane. Bases 1 to 2034 code for a protein of 677 amino acids. Lineage: Eukaryota; Metazoa; Arthropoda; Insecta; Diptera; Muscidae. Gene Ontology annotation, molecular function: metalloendopeptidase activity.